Molecule: messenger RNA, 1996 nt
Organism: Truncatella angustata
Lineage: Eukaryota; Fungi; Ascomycota; Sordariomycetes; Amphisphaeriales; Sporocadaceae
Product: putative MFS transporter
Exons: 7
Coding region: 281-1930 (549 amino acids)
Biological process (GO): transmembrane transport
Molecular function (GO): transmembrane transporter activity
Source: RefSeq, a predicted model, not a curated record
GAGUGGUCGACACUACCCUCAAAGGCGCAGCUCACCCCCCAGGCCAAAUCUGCCGUCUCCGUUGCUCCAAUGACUCCGCAUAGAGCUAUCCAUUGACCUUAGCCAUGGGCGUAUUACAGGGAAAUAUCUGCAGGAAUAGUAGGAAGCGACAACAGGGGUCGAGGGAAGGUAUCUUACAAAACACGUUGGCUGUCCACCGACGAUUGAACUUUUCUAAUCCAUUGAACCUCUUGCAAUACCUAAAAAGUCUGGGAUUUUUGAAACUCAAGAUAUUUUAAUCAUGGUUAUUGGCCCCGGGAACCAGUCCUCAGUUCCCCGGCGGCACUUAGUGCAUAGCCACGCACACGAAGGUGCCGUCCCCGGAACCGUUGAUCUUCGAGCUGCUGAGGGCGAUGAUACAGCGUUGGGUCAGGCGCUGUUUCCGGUGCCGGCGGAAGAUCCCAAUGACCCUCUUCAAUGGUCUUCAUCUAAGAAAACAAUAAUACUCGUCAUCUGCUGUGCCUACUCGUUUCUCGGUAAUGCAUUUCUGCUCGGACCAGCGCCGUACAUCACGCUAUUCUCCGAAAUAUUUGACAUCACCCCAGCGCAGGCGUCUGGGCUGAUCUCGUACCCAAACCUAGCUUAUGGCUUUGGGUCGUUGGUGCUGGUUCCUUUGUACCUCAAGUUCGGCCGACGACCUGUGAUGCUGGGAUCAAUGCUAUUCUUCGUCGCAGGAAUUAUCGGAGCAUCUCAAGCUCACAAUUUUACAGGACUAAUGGUCGCGCGAGUCUUCGCUGCAUUUGGGUCUGGUAUAUGCGAAGCAAUUCCUGUACAGUUGGUCAAUGAUAUCUUCUUUCUACACGAGCGUGGCAAGCAUUUGGCAUUUUACUCUUUAACUUGUUCAGUCGCGAUUUGCUUGGGCUCCAUCGCUCCAUUACCAUCAGCACAUAUGCUCAUUGAGCCCUACUCAUGGAGGUUGUUCUUCUAUGUCAUCUUGGCAUUCGCGUCAGCACUGCUAGUCUUGGCCUUUCUGUUCGUGGAAGAGACCUCAUACGACAGGAAGGCUCAUAAACUGUCCGAGACGCCAUCUGAAGACCUGCGGGCUCCAGAAGAUGCCGAAAAGCCCGCCCAAGAGACCUAUGAACGAAGAGCUGCCCCUGUUCCAGAACGCAUUCCCUUUUUCAAGACUUUGAGCCCACUAGGACAUUAUGAUCCCCAAUCACCAUUUUUUAUGACCAUUGCUAGGUCGUUCACCUACUUUCUCGUGCCGCAGGUCUUCUGGGUUAUUACCUCGUUUGGGAUAUAUAUCGGACUAGGAGCUUUCGCUUUCAACUACACAUUCCCGAUCAAGAUCAUGGGGCCUCCGUAUAACUGGAGUGAGGCAGAUUCCGGUCUCAUUGCAUUGGCAACGUUGAUCGGUUUCCUUCUUGCCGUUCCUUUCGCGCCUACAUCCGACCGCCUCGCCGCCCGACUGACGCGACGCAACAACGGAGUUCGAGAGGCCGAGAUGCGCCUGGGCGUCAUGAUUCCCGCCAUGAUCGUUGCGCCGGCUGGCUUAAUUUUGUUUGGCUUGACCGCGCAGUACAACCUACACUGGCUUGGAUACUUUUUCGGCGUGGGCAUGGAGCAAUGGUCCGCAUACUUCUACUUUUCAUUCGCGCUGGCGUAUGCCGUAGAUUCGUACAACUCGAACGUGUCGGAGAUGCUGAUCGCGAUGAACCUUGGGAAGCAAGCUAUCAGUUUCGGCCUUUCCGUCAAUUUGCUCGACUGGGUACUGGAGACGGGUUACGCAGUGGUGAUCUCCGGAAUAUUUGCUGCUGUCUUGAUUCUGAACAACAUCGUGUUGAUAGUCUUUAUGAUCUGGGGCAAGAAAAUCCGACAGGCAAUGGCGAGAUCGUGGCUAGCACGGUUCCAUGGACGACACAUCCAUCACGAACCAAAUGUGGCCUGAGGUUCAUUCCGAAAUGAUGUUAUAGGACUUGCCACGAUGCUGAUCACAAAAGCACACUGCUUGGGC